Molecule: messenger RNA, 2124 nt
Organism: Stylonychia lemnae
Lineage: Eukaryota; Ciliophora; Spirotrichea; Sporadotrichida; Oxytrichidae
Source: the annotation of a GenBank genome assembly
AUGAAUAGUAAGAAAAAACUAAUUAAUUAAGACUUAACCAGUACAGAUAAUCAUCAAUAAGACCUAGAAGCAAAUGAAGUAAAUCUCAAAAUAUCCCCUCAAAAAAGUAGACUUUAGCAUUCAAGUAGUCAAGGAUAAUUCACUGAGAGGCAGUAGCUAAGAGAGAGCAAAAAGAUUUUGAUAGGACUUUCUAAAUAUGACUGUAGUAUAUCAGAUUUUACCUUAAAUGAGAAUAGUAAUUUGUAGUAAAGUUUAUCCUACCUUGAUAAAAAGACCAUUGAAUAGUAUCAUCUAGACAAUAAACAGAUACAGAAAAUGAUGAGUCAAGUUCUGGAUAUGUCACAUACUACCAGCCAAUAAAUAGAAAACUUAAGAUUGGGUAUCAAUGAUGCUAUGAGAAAAGUGCAUAGAAUCUUAUGUGACCACAAUCCAAAUUAAAUGACAGAGGUCAGCUCAGCCUAAAAAUUUAUACAAAAAAUCAGAAUACUAGAGGACGAGCAUUAUUAUUAUAAAAUAAACAUUUAAGAAGAGAUUAGACCAUGUAGUAUAACUUUGAAACUGGAUGAGGGAUAAUGUAAUAUAUAUGUCUCUUUCAGAAAUGAAUAACCUUCUAAGCUGAUUCAUGAUUUUUAUCUUAAGAAGCAAACGAAUAUUAUUUUUCCAAGUUCAUAUAAAGGCAAGCAUAUGUUCAUUUGCAUUUAAGGCAUAUUUGAUAGCAAUGGUGUUCUGGUUAUUAAAUUCCUUGAAAAUGAAAAGAAGAGAUUUGAGAAUCUUCACAACAGUAUCCAGGAAAUGAUAGAAGAUAAGAAAACUUAUAACGAAUUCUAAAAGAUUGUAGAAGUUAUACAAGAGAGGAGAAAGAAGUAGAGGCGACAAGGGAGAACAGUAUCCCAUGAUGAGUAUUUAGUAAAAUACUAAACUUAUAAAAAAUUUGAAUAGGAGUAAGAGAAACAAAGGAGAGAAAUGGCUAUUGUUAGAAAAGAAUAGAAUGAAGAGUUACAGUACUAAAGAAAAAUAAUGGACAUUAAUAGAAAAGAAACUAGAAUACUACAGAAACUUGAGCAGUAAAGGAUAGAGAGGAAAGUCUAAAGAGAGAAAUUGAAAGUAGUUGAGUGGAUAAGAUGGUACCAUUUGAAUUAAAUCUUGCAGAGAUACAGUAAGAGCUAUCUCUAUAAAAGAGACAUCAACUUCAAAAGAAUAAGAAGAAUAAUUAUGUGUAAUAGAAUCAAGAGAAACAUUAAGUGUCAUUUAAAGAGAUUUGGUGAGGAUUUAACUGAACGUCUUCAAUUUAAAUCUUAAAGAAUUUUGAGAUUCUUAUCAUAAGUGACACUUGAGACAUAGAAUUAAAGAGCAUCUUAGUUAAUAUGCGAACUAUUGAAAGAUACAGCUCAAAUAUAUCAGUUGAAGCAAAACAUGAUAUUGCACAACAAGCGAGUAGUAUACAUCCAGCAAUUCUGGAGGAGAAACGUAAAAACCAAGAUUGUGUAGAGAAUGGUCUAACUAGAUUAGUAUUGGUAAAGAAUCGUAACUGAACUUAACAAUAUUUCAUCUGAGAUCACUAAGUUCAUUAAAUUUGAGUCUAAAAUGCCUCCUGAAUAAAAAAAAAAGGUCUUGUUUGAAGCUGUGGUUUAGAGUUUCCAUAAAUUCAGAAAGCAUUAUGUGGAGUGGGAAAAGGAUCUUGCAACAAAACCAUCAAAUGUAUAGUUUGCAAGUAGAAUACUUGAGAGAUUUACCUCUUUUGUUUGGAAUGAAAGCUACACAAAGCAAAGAAUAACUCUUGAAUUGAAAAAUUAUGUAGAAAAACAUGGAACUGGCAAGAAUAAAAAGACAUAGCUAUAGAGGUAUAAUACACUUAUCAACAUGAAUGAGACAAGCAGUAGCUAUGAAGUUAACAAGGCAAAUGAAACAAUGACCUCACUUAAAAAAAUACAAAAAAGAAAUUCUGAGUUUGAUAGAGAAAAGCAGCAAAUGAUUGAGAAUUUUAUCAAGGAGUAAUAGAAAAAAGCUCAGCCUGCUCCAAAGUAAGAGCUUAUUAUUCCUGUGCAAGAGUUUAUAGCUCAAAUUAAGCAGGUGCAUGAGGAAUUAUUUGGAAGAACUUUGUCAAAUAUGAGCAAAAAAUAAUGA